UGCGUACCAUGUGAUUCGGGGGCAGAACAGGCAGAAGAGGGUGUGUUCACGUGUUCCUUUCCAGGGCACCUGCUCUGCGGGGUUAGGACAAGAUGCAGGCACGAGUGGGGAAUGCUUUCUUGAGGGCCAGACAGACCUGGUUUGUGGCCCUUGGCUUCAGCACUCACCAGCUAAGAGGCGUUGGGCAACGUCCGAACUCCCGGAGCCUCCUUUUCCUCUUUUGUGAGUUGUAGCAGAGAAGGACUGAAGGAGGCGCAGCACGUGGGGAAGCCAGCUGCUCGGGACAUCUGGCCCAGAGUGGUAGUCCAUAAAGUGGGGUCACUGGAGCUGGGGGUCGGGCUCUGCAGGGCUUGAGAGGAGGCCCUUGGGGCUGGCUGGGGACAUUCUGAGAGCUCUUGUCUUCCAGCAAGAGCCUCCCUGGGCCCUGCCUGAGCAGGCCUGCCUGGCAAGCUGGGACAUGUCUGGCCCCCGAGGACGACUGGUGGGCGAUGGCUGCAGUGGCGGAGGGGCUGGAGACCGAGUCAGCUGCUGCAGAAGAUGCUGCAAGAGAUGCUGCAGAUGCUGUGGAUGCAGGGCCCGGGGUGCCUCCUCUCCUGGCUGGGAACCGGCUGAGCCUGGACCUGUACCCCAGGGGCUGCCACCGGCUGCUGCACCUGUGUGCCCAGCAGGUCCCUCAGCUGCUGGAGGUGGAGUUCCUGCAGCUGAGCAGCCACGAGGACCCUCGGCUGCUGGAGGCCACCCUGGCCCGGCUGCCCUGGAGCCUGCCACGCCUCCGCUCCCUGGUCCUCAAAGGUGGGCAACGCCGGAAUGCUCUGGGUGCCUGCCUCCAGGGCUCCCUGACCACGCUGCCUGCCAGCCUGAGUGGCCUCACCCACUUGGCCCACCUGGAUCUGAGCUUCAACAGCCUGGAGACGUUGCCAGCCUGUGUCCCACAGAUGUGUGGCUUGAGCGCCCUCUUGCUCUCUCAUAACUGCCUCUCAGAGCUGCCCGAGGCCCUGGGGGCGCUCCCUGCCCUCACCUUCCUUGCCAUCACCCACAACCGCCUGGAAACACUGCCCACAGCACUGGGGUCCCUGUCCACCCUGCAGCGCCUUGAUCUCUCUGAGAACCUUCUGGACACUCUGCCCCCUGAGAUCGGAGGCCUGAGCAGUCUUGCUGAGCUCAAUCUGGCCUCCAACCGGCUGCAGAGCCUCCCCACCUCCCUUGCGGGGCUCCGGUCCCUGCGGCUCCUUGUUCUGCACAGCAACCUUCUGGCCUCGGUGCCCGCCAGCCUGGCCCGCCUCCCACUGCUCACCCGGCUGGACCUGAGGGACAACCAGCUCCGGGACGUGCCCCCCGAGCUAUUGGACGCCCCCUUUGUGCGCCUGCAAGGAAACCCCCUGGGCAGGGCCCCCCCGGACCCCCACAGCCCCCCAGGGACACCCGUGGUCCCAGAAAUGCCCAGACUCUUGCUGACCUCAGAUGUGGACAGCUUCCCCGUGACCCCUCAAGGCUGCUCUGUGACCCUGGCCUGUGGCGUCCGCCUGCAGUUCCCUGCUGGGGCCACUGCCACCCCUGUUACCAUCCGCUACCGACUGUGGCUGCCGGAGCCCCGCCUCGUCCCCUUGGGUCCUCAUGACUCUCUGCUCAGUGGUGUCCUGGAGCUGCAGCCCCACGGGGUGGCCUUCCUGCAGGAGGUGGGCCUGUGGCUGCUGUUUGUGCCACCACGGGCCCGGCGUUGCCGGGAGGUGGUGGUCAGGACCCUGAGUGACAACAGCUGGAGUGACCUGGAGACCCACCUGGAGGAAGAGGCACCCAAGCGGCUCUGGGCCUGCUGCCAGGUACCCCACUUUUCGUGGUUCCUUGUGGUUUCGCGCCCCGUGUCCAACACCUGUCUGGUGCCACCAGAGGGGACAUUGCUGUGUUCCUCGGGACAUCCUGGGGUCAAGGUCACAUUCCCCCCUGGGGCCACUGAGGAGCCCCGGCAUGUCCACAUGCAGGUGGUGCACGUGGGCAGCAGAGGACGGCCAGCCCUGCUGGAGGAGCCUGAGGCAGCCGCGAGCCCCUUGCUGUGCCUCACCCAGAGUGGUCCCCCAAGCUUCCUCCAGCCGGUCACUGUGCAGCUGCCUCUGCCCCCCGGCGUCACAGGCCUGAGUCUGGACCGCUCCCGCCUGCACCUGCUGUACAGGGCCCCUCCCGCAGCUGCCUGGGAUGACAUCACGGCUCAGGUGGCGCUAGAGCUCACCCACCUGUACGCCCGCUUCCAGGUCACACGCUUUUCCUGGUACUGGCUCUGGUACACCACUGCGACCUGUGGGGGCCUGGCCCGGAAGGCCUGGGAGCGGCUGCGGCUCCACCGCGUGAACCUGAUCGCGCUGCAGAGACGCCGGGACCCUGAGCAGGUCCUGCUGCAGUGCCUGCCCCGGAACAAGGUGGAUGCCACCCUGCGGCGGCUACUGGAGCGGUACCGCGGCCCCGAGCCCUCAGACACUGUGGAGAUGUUUGAGGGCGAGAAAUUCUUCGCUGCCUUUGAGGGAGGCAUCGACGUGGAUGCCGGCCGUCCGGACUGCGUGGAGGGCAGGCUGCGCUUUGUCUUCUAUUCGCACCUGAGGAACGUGAAGGAGGUGUACGUGACCACCGCCCUGGACCGGAAGGCUCAGGCUGUGAGGGGCCAGGUGUCCUUCUACCGGGGAGAGGUGCCAAAGGAGGUGCCCGAGGAGGCGGAGGCUGCCCGGCAGAAGAAGGGCAUGGAUACCCUGUGGAUGGCCACUCUGCCUAUCAAGCUGCCGAGACUGCGGGGGUCGGAGGGGCCAGGGCAGGGGGCUAGCCUCUCCCUGGCACCUCUGAACCUGGGCGACGCUGAGACUGGCUUCCUGACCCAGAGCAACCUGCUGACUGUGGCUGGGCGCCUGGGCCCCGACUGGCCAGCCGUGGCCCUGCACUUGGGCAUGCCCUACCGUGAGCUGCAGCGCAUCAGGCAUGAAUUCAGGGACGACCUGGAUGGACAGAUCCGCCAUAUGCUCUUCUCCUGGGCUGAGCGCCAGGCUGGGCGGCCAGGAGCUGUGGGGCUCCUAGUGCAGGCCCUGGAGCAGAGUGACCGGCAGGACGUUGCAGAAGAGGUGCAGGCCAUUUUGGAGCUUGGCCGCCGCAAGUACCAGGAGGGCAUCCAGCGCACAAGCCUGGCCGCCGGGGACCUUGGUCCACCUGGCCCUUCAGCGUUGCAAUCCCCAGAGCCUGCCCAGGCCUAGAACCCACCGACUCUGGGCUGGUCCCCGACACUCCCUGGCCAGUGGUUGGAAGCUCCCACUUUCAAGCCUUCUCUGGGCAUGGGGACAGUGACCCCCAUGUGUAACAAACGUGUAGUGUUCUGGC
This is a messenger RNA of Vicugna pacos (alpaca), 3351 nucleotides long. The record is from RefSeq and is a predicted model, not a curated record. NCBI's taxonomy places the organism in Eukaryota, Metazoa, Chordata, Mammalia, Artiodactyla, Camelidae.